This is a messenger RNA of Paramuricea clavata, 3969 nucleotides long. Lineage: Eukaryota; Metazoa; Cnidaria; Anthozoa; Malacalcyonacea; Plexauridae. The record is from the annotation of a GenBank genome assembly.
AUGACAUCCAUCCUUGGCAGCUCAGAUGAAAAAACCAAUGGCUUUAAGUUGAUGAGGCUGAUCAUGGAUGCUGGAACAGAAGCGUUGAGAAACGCCUUUAGAAAAAUUCAUCCUGGAAAUUUACAGGUUGUAUUAUCUUGCACAUGUAGCCGUUUGACUACAUCAUGUAAUAAGUACAUUCUUUCUAAGCUUAGAAGUCAUCCCAAAAUAAUCAAUGAUGACCAGUGGAAUAAAUUAUAUCCACCAUCUUCUAACCCACCAAAUAUUAAUGAUUUUGACAUCACUCUGUUAUCUAUUCUUUUAAGAAACGUAUGUGGUUUACAUCCCCCGUGUUCAGGCUGGGAUAAAAUGCCAAAUGUCUUGGAUCAUUCUGUUCAAGCAGAUAUUGUUCGUAUAAAGUUAUUUCGUAAUGGGCGUUUUAGCCACAUACCCAAUACAUCUGUUAGUACAGCAGAUUUUAAGGCUUUUUUGGCGGAAAUAAGUUCUCCGUUAGUUCGUUUAGGCACAGACCAGAAAGAAAUAGAUAGACUAGAAAAUGAGAUGUGUGGGGAAGACGAUAUUUUAAACAAAUGUCUUGUUAGGUGCAACUUUCAGAGAGAAGUCGAAUUUUAUUGCGAAAAAUUUACGAAAGGCACUAGAGAAUGGGUAUUCGAACAAUUUUUUACCUGGUUUAACGAUGAAAAGUCCGGAAACCGUGCAUUUAUUAUUUCCGGUCUUGCUGGCAUGGGUAAGUCCGUUAUUGCCGCUGUUAUCUGCAAACGAUUGGCUGAGCAUGUCUGUGCAUCUCAUUUCUUUCAGUACAAUAACAGUCAUUACAACAAUCCAAAUAUCCUUCUUCAAUCUCUAGCCUGGCAGCUUUGUCAAGUUGUUCCUCCGUACAAGGAAGCACUUAUCCAGAAGCUUUCUGGCAAUCUCGGACAAACUUUAAAUAAUGAGAAUAUUGAAGGGUUAUUUUCCAUUCUUUUUAAAGAACCGUUUUCAGGUAUUUCUUAUUCUGGGGAGCGAAUAUUGAUUGUACUAGACGCUGUAGAUGAAAGUGAGUACUAUGGAAGGCAUGAGCUUGCUAAUUUGAUCUCUAAUCACCUGCACAAACUUCCCUCUUAUAUUCGUUUUCUUAUUACCACGAGGCCUGAGAAAAAUCUUAUCGAUAAAUUCAAACAGCUAAACCCUUUGUAUAUCGAAGGUAACGAUGUAAGAAAUUUGAAUGACCUUAAAAUGGUUUUACAGGAGAGAUGUUUCCAGGCAGGUAGUGUCCGUUCCACAAAUCUUAUAGAUAGUUUGGCUGAAAAAUCUGAUGGUCUCAUGCUGUAUGCAUUUCUUCUUUCGGAAAUUUAUAAUGACAAAUCGUCAAUGUUUAGCAUCGAUAGUUUGCCACAAGGCAUUGAAAAGCAUUAUGAAAAAUACUUUCGAAGGUUGGCAAGCGAAUUAAGGCUUUUGGAAAUUUCAGAAGAUAAAUUAUUUUCCCUUUUAAGUGCUCUUGCGGUAGCUAAGGAGCCUUUCCCAGAGGCUUUUGUUAAAACCCUGUUAGGUUUAGAGGAUUCACGAAUGACAAUGCAAAAAGUAAGAAAAGCAAUUUCAUCUCUUCUUGUCAUCAACGAAGACAACACUAUAUCGUUCUUUCAUAAAUCGGUAAGGGAUUGGCUUGUUGAUAACGAACAUGAUUACUAUGUUGAUGUACAGGAUGGUCAUAAGUGUCUUUUUGAUGAAUGUGUUAUAAAAUUGGAUGAACUGAAGCAAAUGGACGUUAGAGAUGCAGCCAUGACUAAUGCUGCAAUCAGAUAUUCUAUAAAAUACUGGAUACCACAUAUGCUUAACCGACCAGAAGACCCAAGUAAGCUGGAACAUUUUGUUAGUAAUUACGCUGCGGAUUUAGAAGUUUUGUUUGCCAGUGUCUGUGUCGAUGUAGAUCUUACUUUAAACAAUAUCACUAUCCUUACGAAUCAUGAGAUGUGCUAUCAUGUUUCCGAAAACACGAGAGCAACAGUGAGCAGAUUAUUUUCCCUAAUUAGAAGGUUUGGCUUUUUACUAAGAGAUUAUCCUCAUACCUUCUUGCAAAAUGUUGUCAACGAAGGUGGAGAAGAGCUUUCUUUGAAAGCGUUAUCUUUGCUUCAAACGCGCUACAAGGAUAUUAUUUUUCUUGAGUUUAUCAACAAACAUAUGAAAAAUGACCCACUUCAAGCCCGGUGCCUCCUUUCUGGCACAAUAUCUGGCAUCGACAUCUCUCAUAAUCAUGAUUAUGUUGUUUGUAGUUACAAAGAGGGUGGAAUUGAACUCUUUUCCUUAACAAAUGGUAAAUCCGAGUGGAAAAUACAGGAUUUCAAAGUGGAACUUCUUUCUUUUCCUGAUAAUGUUGAUAAUCUUUGUAUGUUGCAACAUUGCAUUGUUUUUCACCCUCGUGAAAGUUUGAUAUUGCCUGGGAGACUUUAUAAGGCGCUAAAUAUGCAAGGAGAGUUUAGGUCAGGUCCAUUUCAAUCUACCGAGUGUUGUUCUAAAUUUUCAAAUUGUUGUUUCUCCUCAGAUAAUAGCCAAAUGGUCACACAUUAUGGUAAUAACUUGACUGUCUGGGACAUUUUGAGUGGUAAAAAAGAAAGACAUCUGCCAUGUAAAAUGCUUUUGUCUUUUUCUUUUACUGCCAGUGGCAAGUUUUUGGGUACAGUGGACAUUGAAAAUGUUUUCAAAGUCUACAAUGUAGCGAAUGAUUACAACGUUUACAAGUCAGUGACUUAUAGCUGCCAGUCCCCGGUGGAAAUUGUUUCCUGUUUUGAAAAAAAUUCUUGGUUUUGUUUCUUUGAAGAUCGUAUAAGCAUUGUGAAUCACGAUUUCGCUACUGUUCCUCCUCUUCAACGUGAUAGCCUUGAUCCAUUAGACGUAGUCCUACCGAGUAAUUUGUGCAAUUCAGACGAACUACAAUGUUUCUUGCAACAUCCUGAAAAGUCUUGGUUUCCAAAGAUAAAGGAGAUUCUCAAGGACUCGUUUAAUUGGUUCUGGUUCACUGCCCUUAGAUAUAUUUUGAUAGGAAAUAAUAGCGUGCUGAUCUACUCGUGCAGUUCAAACGCUAUGCACGUGUUUAGUGUAGAGGUUUUACUUGAUACAGAAGAACAGGGCACAAACAUGAAAGGCUUCUUUUCCAAUCUAUCUACAAAUGGCGAUUUUGUUUAUUUCAAUAACACACGGGCACAGAAAUUUACCAUUUUUAACCUCGAUUUAAAUAAAGAAGAUCCACGAGCUUGUCAAUAUUCAAGUCAAUUAGAUAUUCCGGUUGUAAGAGACGGUGUAAUUUUAGAUGGUAACAACCGCACUCCAGAGCUCUGGAAUAGCGAUUUGACACAGCGACUUGCAAGUUUUGAUGAGCUGGCUGGUACCAAGCAAUGCUUGUCAGUAUCUGAUGAGUUAAUAGGCUGUGUCAACCAGUCCUCUAUUACAUUUUUUAAUGUUUUCACUCUAAAAAAAGAAAGCGAAACGAUUUUUAACGAGCUUGUUACGUUAGUGCAUGCAUGCAGCAUUGAAUACUAUGUACUUGCACAGAUCGACUCCAGUGACGUUUCUUUAUGGAAAGAUGGAACGAGAAUAGAUAAAUGGGAAGAUGUUUUUUUCAAGGAUACGUCAUUAAAAUCCAUUUCAUUUGCUGACUUUUCUCCCGAAGGAAAUAGGUUAGCAGUGUUCAGUGAAGAAAUAAACAUAAUAUUCAUAUUUGACGUUGCGUCAAUAAAAUUUCUUGCUCAGAUCACUAUUUACGGGCCAAGUGACGAUAUUCUGCGGUUAAAGUUUUUUGACAACGCAAACUUAGUUUGUAGCUCAACUAAUCAUACCUUAUACUUAAUUAAUGCAGAACGAGGUGAAAUAUUAACUUGUGUAGAUUUGAGUGAUAUUCCAGCACUGAUCGCGGUAUCUCGUAAACGAAGCAUUGUUUUUGCUGCCCUUGAUCGUUCAGUACGUUUUGAAUUAAUUAGAGUUUGGUUACCUCGCUAA